Molecule: messenger RNA, 1740 nt
Organism: Leptosia nina
Lineage: Eukaryota; Metazoa; Arthropoda; Insecta; Lepidoptera; Pieridae
Source: the annotation of a GenBank genome assembly
AUGAAUGUUCGAAGGAAAAACUACUUGCACACGUCGGAAAAGCCGAAGAAGAGAAGGAACCUACGAAGAUCAGAGAAGUUGGCAAGGGUAGCGAGGGAAGAAGCGCGUCCGAUCCUGCAAAACUCAACUAUUAAAUUUAUCCCUGGUGGAUGCGGUUCAUCAUCAUGCGGGGGUCCAGAAGUCGGCUGCAUUCAGGCAUACAACAAUACAUAUCAUUAUUGCGUCUGCACCACAGAUGGGCAACCUAUGAGAGAUGACGUCAUAUGCCCCCGUAGUACAGUACCACUAACACAAAGGAAAGCUAUUCACAAUGUAAUCCCACCAGUAACGUCAAAUAGUACGGAACCAAGAUACCCACCACCAUCACCCACCGCACAUGGUGCAAAUCCAUUAAUAAGCAGCGAAAUAACGGAAGCGACGGGCACUGACCCAUCAUACAUCGGUGGUAACGUCCACUCGAGUGCAAGUGCCCCAAUUAUCGUCACUAUGGUCGCUGGCUGUGCCUUCUUCCUGGUCCUAGUCACGAUAAUAGUAUUCUUCUACCUCAGAAAACGAAUCUGUGAUGUCGACGGAAAGGUCAAACCGCGUGUACGACCUGGCGAGCCUCUGCUUGCUGAACGGUAUAUAACGAACCCGCAGUACGGCGUCUGUGGUGCGGGGACAGUGGCGUCGCUGGUAUCUGUGCCUGGAUCACCAGCCCCACAUCACGGCAACGAGACAACGGAGCAAGAAGUCACUCUGCUGGACCGUAAUGCCCUGACGUUCCUGGAAGAAGUAGGGGAGGGGUGCUUUGGAAAAGUUCAUAAAGGUGUACUUCGCAUCAACAGCGGUGAGCAAGUAGUAGCUAUCAAAGUGCUGAAGGAAAGCGCUGGGCGCAGUGCCGAAGAAGACUUCGUUAGAGAAGUGUCAAUUAUGUCUGCGUUCCGGCAUCCUAAUAUUCUGAGUUUGGUUGGUGUUGUUUACAGAGACGAUAUCAAUGCUAGUCCAUGGAUGGUCUUCGAAUACAUGGAGUGGGGUGAUUUAGCUGGCGUCCUCCGUGGAUCGCGCGGUGGCGGCAGAGCAGGACCUACCUUAGUCGAACCAGCACUGUUGCACAUCGCUCUUCAAGUAGCGCGAGGCAUGCAGUAUCUAGCCUCCAAGCGUUUCGUACAUAGAGACCUUGCCGCCAGAAACUGCUUAGUAGGGGCUAAUCUCUCUGUAAAAAUAGCAGAUUUUGGAAUGUCCCGUGAUGUCUACACCUGUGACUAUUACAAAAUGGGUGGUGAAAGACCCAUGCCAGUGCGAUGGAUGUCGCCAGAAAGCAUCGUUUAUGCGCGGUUCACCCAUGAAUCUGAUGUGUGGUCGUAUGGAGUUGUGUUAUGGGAAAUUUACAGCCGCGGCAAACAGCCCUACUACGGCUGUAACAACGACGAUGCAACGAAACGCAUAACAAACGGAAUACUAUUAGUUCCUCCUGAAGAUUGUCCGCAGUUCGCGUGUAGACUGAUGAAGGAAUGUUGGGCGACGGAUCCCAGAAAUAGGAUUGGCUUUGACGAGAUUUGUAGGAAGCUCGAAGUAGCUGCUGCGGCUGGUGGGAAUGCUCAAAUACGGUUACCAAGGCCACCGCCACCCCCCCAAGACUCCACAGGGUAUUUAAUCCCAACUAAGACGACGUGUAAUGACUAUUUGAAGCCACUUCCCGAUUUGGACCCAGAUUCGGAAUUCAGCGAAGACGAAGACAUAGACGACGAUUAUACUUGA